AUGGCUCCGUACGGAGGCAUGGCCGUCUCGUUAGCUAUAAAUGCCAGCGCGUUACUACUCGGUCUAUCCCUUCUGUGGCAGAAGAUGCCCAUCAAGAACAACAAGGGUGGCUUUAAUGGUUGGAGGAGCGUCUCCCAACCCUCGAAGAAAGAGGUCCAAUCUUCCAGGGACGAUCGAUGA
This is a messenger RNA of Penicillium chermesinum, 180 nucleotides long. RefSeq lists its product as uncharacterized. The record is from RefSeq and is a predicted model, not a curated record. The transcript has a single exon. NCBI's taxonomy places the organism in Eukaryota, Fungi, Ascomycota, Eurotiomycetes, Eurotiales, Aspergillaceae. Bases 1 to 180 code for a protein of 59 amino acids.